Molecule: messenger RNA, 3743 nt
Organism: Scomber scombrus (Atlantic mackerel)
Lineage: Eukaryota; Metazoa; Chordata; Actinopteri; Scombriformes; Scombridae
Gene: grip1
Product: glutamate receptor interacting protein 1
Exons: 26
Biological process (GO): neurotransmitter receptor transport, endosome to postsynaptic membrane
Molecular function (GO): nuclear glucocorticoid receptor binding
Source: RefSeq, a predicted model, not a curated record
AUGGAGCGCUUCCUGGCCCUGCUGCGCCUGCUGAGCAGGAGGAGGCGAGGGAGGAGGUACCGGGCGGAUGAUGACUACCAGGAAGGAUACGAAGACGUUUACUACUACACCAGCAAGUACAACACACACCUACUGAAUGAAGGGCCGUACACCAAACACUCUGCCGGGCCUCGACCUCCAGAUGGAGCGCUGGCCAUCAGGAGGCAGAGCAUACCAGUGUAAUAUUUUUAUCUUUUUUGUGAUGUAGAUGAGUUUCGGGGCUGCUCAGUGGUGGAGCUGAUGAAGAAGGAGGGGACGACGCUCGGUCUGACGGUUUCAGGCGGCAUCGACAAGGAUGGCAAGCCCCGGGUUUCAAACCUGCGACAGGGAGGCAUCGCUGCAAGGAGUGACCAGCUGAACGUGGGCGACUACAUCCGCUCCGUUAACGGCAUCAACCUGUCCAAGUUCAGACACGACGAGAUCAUCAGUCUGCUGAAGAACGUCGGAGAGCGAGUCGUGCUGGAGGUCGAGUACGAGCUGCCGCCCGUCUCGGUGCAGGGGUCAGGGGUCAUGUUCAAGAACUUGGAAGUCACGCUUCACAAAGAGGGAAACAGCUUCGGCUUCGUCAUCAGAGGUGGGGCCCAUGAAGACAGGAACAAGUCUCGUCCCAUCGUCAUAACAACGAUAAGGCCGGGCGGGCCGGCUGAGAGAGAAGGGACGGUGAAGCCGGGCGACAGGUUGCUAAGCAUCGAUGGGAUCCGUCUCCAUGGCAGCACCCUAACGGAGGCCAUGAGCAUCCUGAAGCAGUGCGGGCAGGAAGCCACGCUGCUGAUCGAGUACGACGUCUCAGUGAUGGACUCGGUUGCCACGGCGUCGGGCCCGCUGCUGGUGGAGGUUGCCAAGGCGACCGGCUCCAGCCUGGGCGUUGCUCUGUCCACCUCCAUGUUCUGCAGCAAGCAGGUCAUCAUCAUAGACAAAGUCAAACCAGCCAGCAUAGCAGACAGGUGUGGCGCCCUGCAUGCAGGAGAUCACAUUCUCUCUGUCGAUGGGAAGUCGAUGGAGUUUUGCUCUCUGGCUGAAGCCACUCAGCUGCUCUCUGCUUCCUGUCAGACCGUCCGCAUGGAGAUCCUGCCGCAACACCAGGCCCGACCGGCCCUGAACGCACCGCAGCACGUCAAGGUGCAGCGUAGUCCCCGCCCCCUCCCCUGGGAGACCGGAGGCUCCGCCCCCAUCCUCCCCCCCUACCACUACAACACCUAUCACCCCGACCAAUCAGCUGCCAGAUCGCACAACCGCCAUACAAACAACCCUCCUCUCAGCCACUCGUUCUCUCCCGGCUCCAUGUCGGCCUACAGUCUCUCGUCCCUCAACAUGAGCACUCUGCCCAGGAACAUGUAUCCCACAAGUCCGCGGGGCACGCUGAUGAGGAGGAAGGCCAAGAAGAAGGACUUCAAGAGCUCCUUGUCUCUUGCGUCCAGCACCGUCGGUCUCGCCGGUCAGGUCGUUCACACGGAAACCACCGAGGUGAUGUUGCUAGGCGACGGCAUCAUGGGGUUCGGACUGCAGCUGCAGGGCGGCGUCUUCGCCACGGAAACGCUCUCAUCACCGCCGCUCAUCGCUUACAUCGACCCCGACAGUCCAGCUGAGAGAUGUGGUAUCCUGCAGAUUGGUGACAGGAUCUUGUCCAUAAAUGGAGUUCCUACUGAAGACUCCACUCUGGAGGAAACCAAUCAGCUGCUCCGAGACUCGUCCAUCACGGCUCAGCUCACACUGGAGAUCGAGUUUGACGUAGCUGAGUCGGUCAUUCCCAGUUCGGGAACGUUUCACGUGAAGCUCCCAAAGAAGCCGGGAGUGGAGCUGGGAAUCACCAUCAGCUCUCCGUCCAACAGGAAACCAGGUGAUCCUCUGAUCAUCUCUGACAUCAAGAAGGGAAGCGUGGCUCACAGGACGGGAACGUUGGAGCUCGGAGACAAGCUGCUGGCCAUCGAUAACAUCCGAGUGGAGAACUGCUCGAUGGAGGAAGCGGUUCAGAUCCUCCAGCAGUGUGAGGAGCUCGUUAAACUGAAGAUCCGCAAAGACGAAGACAACUCAGACGAGCAGGAAGUGUCCGGCAGCAUCAUCUACACGGUGGAGCUGCAGCGCUACGGAGGCCCGCUGGGAAUCACCAUCUCCGGCACCGAGGAGCCGUUCGACCCGAUCAUCAUCUCCUCGCUGAGCAAGGGGGGGCUGGCGGAGAGGACCGGUGCGAUCCAUGUGGGAGAUCGUAUCCUGGCGAUCAACAGCAGCAGUCUGAAGGGGAAGCCGCUGAGCGAAGCCAUCAGUCUGCUGCAGCAAGCCGGAGAGACGGUGACGCUGAAGAUCAAGAAGCAGGGAGAACUGUCGAGCCCAAAGUCCUGCGUGAUUGGCCCAGGGUUGGGGGCAGGGCUUAUCCAGGAGCACCAGGACGGCGUGGACGAGCCCGUUGUCAUGGUAGCGCCGCUGUCGAGCCAGAGGCUGUUCAGCACGUUGCCGUCCGUGGACAGCGCCGUGGAGUCCUGGGACGGAUCCAACAUGGACAGCAGCUUCACAACUCCACCAUUUCAGUCGUCGGCGUACAGCUUCCACGAAUGGCGCAACGCCAAGACAGCCAACAACCAAUCAUCUUCCUCCGCUCGCCAGAGAGCCAAUCCGCUGUCAGAUCUGGGUCUGAGUGACGACGACUGGGACCGCCCACCGCUCGGAGGAGCCUGUAAUCUGCCCAGCGGCCUAAUCAGUGACAGCAGGUUCACUGUGGGGCAUGACGGGACAGAACCGGACCAGGAGGAGAACUUCUGGUCUCAGGCUCUGGAGGAUCUGGAGACCUGCGGCCAGAGCGGCAUCCUCAGAGAGCUGGAGGCAACCAUCAUGUCGGGCUCCACCCUCAGUCUGAACCAUGACCCGACCCCACUCCGCAGCACGCUGGGACGCCAGGCGAGCUUCCAGGAACGCAGCAACUCCAGACCAACGGUGACUCCUCGGUCAAACACGUUGCCGUCUGACCCGCAGCGCCGAGCGUUCGCCAUGAGGAAGAUGAGACAGGAAGUCAAUGAGAUCCUGAACCAAAACCCUGUGGAGCUGCACAAGCUGAAUCUAGAGAAAGCUUCAGAUCUGGAGGAUUUCGGCUUCAGUGUGUCUGACGGUAUGUUGGAUCGCGGCGUCUACGUUAACAACAUCCGACAGGGAGGACCGGCAGAGCGAGGUGGCCUCAGAGCCUACGACCGAAUACUGCAGAUAAAUCACGUCCGGACGAGGGACUUCGACUGCUGCCUCGUUGUUCCUCUCAUCGCUGAGUCAUCAAAUCACCUGGAGCUCGUCAUCAGCCGAAACCCCGCCUCCUCCAACCCCGCCGGCCUGCUGGCCAAUCACAUGGAAGGCACCGCCGACAACAGCCACUCCCCUCAGACAAUCGGUAGCGAGCUGGGACCGUCGGAGCUUCCCAUUGGCCAGGGGGAAGACGGUGGGCCAAUCAAGUGGAAGCAACCGGGCGACGGGCUGGGGGCGAGGGUUGUGAAUAAAUCCUUAUAGCAGAGAAACUGGAUUAAACCAGACUGAACUGGAGAAGUCAGCAAAGAGAACAGAACACAGCUGACUUAAACUGGUUUUGACCCGUCCAAACUGGUUCAGAGUGGACCCCCCCAUGGUGCUACACACACCUUCUGGAUGAACUUUGACCCCUUGAACACUUAAGUUUGACCUUUGAACUGCUGAAGCAGCAUGAAAGCACACUGAUGGACCCGAGCAUUAAA